Fusarium keratoplasticum is the source of this 684-nucleotide messenger RNA. RefSeq lists its product as uncharacterized. Bases 1 to 684 code for a protein of 227 amino acids. The transcript has 2 exons. Lineage: Eukaryota; Fungi; Ascomycota; Sordariomycetes; Hypocreales; Nectriaceae. The record is from RefSeq and is a predicted model, not a curated record.
AUGUGGGGAGCAGGGAAGCAGAUAUGCGUGCGAGAUGGAUGUAAAUACAAGUGGCUGUCCCAGCACGGGGCUUCGUGCACGAGAAAAAGUCCAUUCCAUCCAUCCCACUUACAUGGUCUUGCAGCUGGCUUCGACUCUUCAGGUUCUGUGAACCGUCAUUUCAGUACCCUUCAACAGCCCAGCUCCAGCCAUUGGCACCCAAGCCAGCGACUUCUGCUCCAAGACAACAUGUCGACCACAACUGAUCCCUUCCCUCUGGCCUCAGAGAAGCCGUAUGGCGACGACAGUGCCCCGGAUGUCGAUGCUGGUACUGAAGCAGGUGCUUCCGGCGAUAGUUCUAGCAAUUCCGUCUCCAUUUCUCAGGGUGGCAUGAUCGCCAUCAUCGUCGUGGUUGUCUUUGUCAGUCUCAUUGGAAUUUCAACAGCCGUCCUCUUCUUCGUCGCCAAGAAGCGUGAAUGGAAGGUCAAGGAGACAAUCAGGAGAUCAGCCCGCAAGGUCGUUGCCGCCAUUACACCAAGAAGGUCCGAGUUUCCAUCUUCAGUCAAGGAUUCACACUCGCUCCGGAAUCGCACACGAAUCGAUGACGAUGUCCCCCCAACACCUGGAAUUCGGCCCGAGGAUCUCGAGAAGGGGCUGGCCAAAGCAGAGGCAAAGCGGAAGGAGAAGGGCUGGGGACGCAAGUGA